AAAGUGGCCGCCUUUGCGUUCGUUAUCCCCGCGGACAUCGUUCCUCCAUUUCCAAUUCUCCUCUCAUUCUGCUCCAAACUUAACCCUAGAUUUCACAAUCGGAACGAGAUGGCAGACAGCGGCGUGGUGACGGUGUAUGGGAAUGGCGCGGCCUUAACAGAGCCCCUGAAGAAGACGACGACGUUCUCUGUAAAGGUAGGUCUAGCGCAGAUGCUCCGCGGCGGCGUCAUCAUGGACGUGGUGAACGCAGAGCAGGCGCGCGUCGCUGAGGAGGCCGGCGCUUGCGCGGUCAUGGCCCUGGAACGCGUCCCCGCUGACAUCCGCGCGCAGGGUGGCGUCGCUAGAAUGAGCGAUCCAGGCCUAAUCAAGGAAAUCAAGCAGGCGGUGACCAUACCGGUCAUGGCCAAAGCCCGAAUCGGCCACUUUGUCGAGGCCCAGAUUCUCGAAGCUAUAGGCGUGGACUACGUUGACGAGAGCGAAGUCCUCACCCCUGCGGACGAUCAUCACCACAUCAACAAACACAACUUCCGUGUCCCCUUCGUCUGCGGCUGCCGCGAUCUUGGCGAGGCCCUUCGCCGCAUCCGCGAGGGCGCCGCGAUGAUCCGUACUAAAGGCGAGGCAGGUACCGGCAACAUCGUUGAAGCCGUUCGCCAUGUCCGUUCUGUUAUGGGCGACAUCCGCGUCCUCCGUAAUAUGGAUGACGACGAAGUGUUCUCCUUUGCCAAAAGGAUUGUUGCCCCUUAUGAUCUUGUCAUGCAGACCAAGCAGCUUGGUCGCCUACCGGUCGUCCACUUCGCAGCUGGUGGCAUCGCUACUCCCGCCGAUGCGGCCCUCAUGAUGCAGCUUGGCUGUGACGGGGUCUUCGUUGGUUCUGGCAUCUUCAAGAGUGGCGACCCUACGCGCAGGGCCAGGGCGAUUGUGCAGGCCGUUACUCAUUACUCUGACCCGGACAUCUUGGCCGAUGUCAGUGCUGGCUUGGGGGAAGCAAUGGUUGGUAUCAAUCUGAACGACGCCAAUGUGGAAAGGAUGGGAGACUAAUGAUCAAGAAGAUGAGUAUUGACAUUUGUAGAUAUCAUAGGGUAUUGACAUUAGUCUUGAUGUUGGGCGUCUUAUCUUAAUAACAAUGAUAUUUGUUGACAACGGAUGUUGACGUCAGUGUUGAUGGCGUGUGUGGCUCAUGUGAGAGAAAUGCAGUGGGUGUCAAUUUGUGGAGCUAUUAUUCUGUCCGGAUACCGGACGGUUCCCCGAGCGCGGUACAUUUUUGAGGUGACGUGGCGUAUUUUUAUUGGUCUCUGGACACCAUUCGAACUCCACAUAGAAUAAUAAAUACAAUUUGUGGGGAUGAUGGUUGCUACCAUUUCUCAAAUUCAGAUUUCAAUUCUAUUGCUCA
Messenger RNA from Dendrobium catenatum, 1390 nucleotides. RefSeq names its product probable pyridoxal 5'-phosphate synthase subunit PDX1.1. The coding region runs from base 109 to 1038 and encodes 309 amino acids. Gene Ontology annotation, biological process: pyridoxine biosynthetic process; pyridoxal 5'-phosphate biosynthetic process; amino acid metabolic process. The transcript has 2 exons. The record is from RefSeq and is a predicted model, not a curated record. Gene Ontology annotation, molecular function: amine-lyase activity. NCBI's taxonomy places the organism in Eukaryota, Viridiplantae, Streptophyta, Magnoliopsida, Asparagales, Orchidaceae.